Molecule: messenger RNA, 1352 nt
Organism: Bicyclus anynana (squinting bush brown)
Lineage: Eukaryota; Metazoa; Arthropoda; Insecta; Lepidoptera; Nymphalidae
Product: protein takeout-like
Exons: 5
Coding region: 89-811 (240 amino acids)
Source: RefSeq, a predicted model, not a curated record
GCGUGUUUAGUGAACAUUAAUUUAAAUUAUUUAUAAAUCUCUGUCUCCACAUACAGAAGAAGCGAAGACGAAAGAGCACAGUCACAUCAUGCUUCGCACAUACGUGUUUUUGUUGGUCGCCCUUUACUGUAGCGACGGUGUGUUAUCAAAGAGUCUGAUAACACCUUGCAAAAUCGAAGACGGAGCGUGCAUAGAAAAAUCUUGGAUAGCGGCAAGCGAGCAAAUAAUUCAGGGUAUACCAGAACUGGGUAUUGAGCCAGCCGAUCCGCUAUUUAUUGAAAAAAUAGAAGGAAACUUGUCAACACUGAAGUACAAAUACUUCAAUACCACUAUAGUUGGUUACAAGAACUGCAGGAUCUCAGAUGUUAAAGUAAGCAACGACUUCAAAAACUACCACUAUGAGCUGAACAUUCCGGAGCUGAAGUUGCAUGGAAUGUACGAGAUGGCCGGCCGCCUCAUCUCUAUGUCAGUGGAGGGGAAAGGGGAAUUUUUUCAAACUACAGGAAAUUACAAAAUAAUAGUUGACGCAGAAUUAAAAGUAGCCCCCGGCGAUGACGGCAAGUUACACAUGGCUAUUGGGGACUUCAAACUAAAAUGUUAUCCACUCACGGCGAUCCACUUUGAUUACAGAAAUCUAUUCAAUGGGGAUAAGGACUUGGGGGACGCAGUUCUCAAGUUUGCCAACGAGUCCUGGGAAGAGGUUGCCAACUUGACGCAAGACCCGGUGUUCGAAGCCAUUAUAACAAAACUCAACGAAAACGCGAACAAACUCCUGAAAUUUGUGCCAUUAGAGGAGUUUAUAAUAAACUAAACCAAAAAAUUACGCCUCGAUUUAGACAAACUAUCCUAAAGGUUACAAAAACCUUUAGGAUGUAAUACAAAAUUAUACUACCGAAAAUUAUAACCGAAAGGGGUGUGGAUUUACAUCCUCCUCUUAUCAAGUGAGCCCGCUUUUAUCUUAAAUUACAUCAUCACUUACCUACAGGUGAGAUUGUAGUCAAGGGCUAACUUGUAAAAAUUAAAAAAAAAAUAUUAUUUUCGUCUAAACUACUAUGUAUAAAUGUAAAAGGAUUAAAGGAUAAAUUCAUUAGCGCUUCGGUCCACUAUCUUCAACUCCAAAAAAGCGUAGAGUCAUUCGGUUCAAAACCUUUCGGUUCGAACUUUGGCUUACUUGAUCAACACAACAAAAUCAGUAUUAGGAAUGUGGUUAGACUAUUUACAUGUAUUAAAAAAAGCCGUUAAUGUAUACCUUGGUUUAGUCCAUACCUUUCAUAACAUUAGACAAUAACGGGCAACGGUCAUAAUGUGAAAAUAUAAUCUCAUUUUGGGUAAUGGUUGGUAAAUAAAAGUUC